This is a messenger RNA of Zygotorulaspora mrakii, 1113 nucleotides long. Its product is annotated as putative hydroxyacid dehydrogenase. The record is from RefSeq and is a predicted model, not a curated record. Gene Ontology annotation, cellular component: cytosol. The transcript has a single exon. NCBI's taxonomy places the organism in Eukaryota, Fungi, Ascomycota, Saccharomycetes, Saccharomycetales, Saccharomycetaceae. Gene Ontology annotation, molecular function: glyoxylate reductase (NADPH) activity; hydroxypyruvate reductase [NAD(P)H] activity; NAD binding. Bases 1 to 1113 code for a protein of 370 amino acids.
AUGGGUAAUCCUACGAUAGUGUUCAUUGCAGAACCAAAUAAAAGUUCGAAGAUUUUAAAUAGUAAAGCAUUCAAUGACUCAUUUAAUCUGAUUUAUUAUCAAUUGAGCAGCAAAGAAGAUUUCCUCAAUUUUCUUAAUGAACAUGCGAAUAAUAAUAUUCAAGCUAUUUAUGGUGGUUAUCCUCAAUUCACACCAAUAGGCGGAUUAACAAAAUCUAUGAUUGAAGAUUCUCGUUUUCCAACCAAAACUUUAAAGUGUAUCGCAGUUUGUUCUAGAGGUUAUAAUGGUAUUGAUAUUGAUGCAUUAAAUCAGGCAGAUAUACAACUUUAUAAUUAUCAGGAUUCAAAACUUGAUCCUCCAAUGAAACUAGAUCAAGUUGGUAAUGAUGUGGCAGAUUGCGUUCUUUGGCACACAUUAGAAGGCUUUAGAAAAUUCUCCAAACAACAAAAUCAGUUACUCUCUGAUAAAGACACGCUUAUCGCAAGGGCACAGUUAGCUAACAAGCAAAAAUCAUACGCAUUUGGGCACGAGUUUGUGGCUAUUAAUUCUACAUGGAUGGCUAGAUCGCCAAGAGGUGAAAAAUGCUUGAUCUUGGGUCUUGGGUCCAUUGGCAAACAAAUUGGAUUGAAGAUUCAGUUUGGCUUAGGUAUGCAAGUUCACUACUCCAAGAGAAAGGAAAGUGUCGAGAUUAAAAAAAGUCACCACUGGAAUUAUCAUCCCCUAGACAAGUCACUAUAUGAGAAACUCAAAAUGUUCAAGCUUAUAGUCGUUGCCCUACCGGGCACAGCGGAAACAAAAGAUCUUAUCAAUGCGGACUUUUUAACUCAUUGUGACGGACCUAAUCUUGUGCUCAUAAAUAUUGGACGAGGAUCAAUUGUUAAUAUGCAUGAUGUUACCAUGGCCUUACAAAAUGGUCAACUAAGGCACUUUGGUGCAGAUGUUUUUGCGAACGAGCCCAUUGUUGAUGAUAUUUUCACAGAACAUGAUUUUUUCACCAGUAUCACUCCUCAUACAGGAAGCAGUACGCAAGAAGUUUUCUAUCAGAGUUGCGAACUGGCCCUAUCGAAGAUUACAUCUGCUUGUUUGAUACCUGAAAAUACUACCCCACAAUAA